This is a messenger RNA of Funneliformis caledonium, 561 nucleotides long. Lineage: Eukaryota; Fungi; Glomeromycota; Glomeromycetes; Glomerales; Glomeraceae. The record is from the annotation of a GenBank genome assembly.
AUGGAGGGUAGAAUAUUUGAUGGUCCGCAAGGAAAAAUCAAGUUUAAAGAAUCGUUGCAGUACGAUUUAAUCAAUAAAGUUCAAUAUAUCGAUUUUAACGUACCCGGUGAAGAGCCAAACCCUACCGAAGAGCAGGACGUACCCAAUGAAGAGCCAAACUCUACUGAAGAGCAGAACGUACCCAAUGAAAUGCCAAAUCCUACCAAUGAACAGGUAGAACAGGAAGUACCAGACAAUGAACCAAACUUUAUAGAACUGAACGUACCCAGUGAAGAGCAUAACCCUACUGAAGAUCAGGUAGAACCGGUGCGACAAAUUAUCCAGCCUGUGGAAUCUUUCCAUAUUUUCUAUGAUAAACUUGAAAAAAUUCUUGAAAAAUCUGAAGAGGAUAUACGAACUAAGUACCUGUUAAAUAGAAUCAAAAAUUUAGAAGAUUCUUUCGAGAAUGAGAAAGUCCAUUCUCUUCAAUUAGAAAAUAAAUUCAACACACUCAAACGAAGAACAGAAGAACUUGAAUUAGAACUUCUAAUAAUCAGAAAUGGAGACCCAAGAAAAAAAUAA